Trematosphaeria pertusa is the source of this 888-nucleotide messenger RNA. RefSeq lists its product as uncharacterized. The annotation marks the transcript as partial. The record is from RefSeq and is a predicted model, not a curated record. The transcript has 2 exons. NCBI's taxonomy places the organism in Eukaryota, Fungi, Ascomycota, Dothideomycetes, Pleosporales, Trematosphaeriaceae. Gene Ontology annotation, molecular function: protein binding.
AUUCCUCCACCACAAGCUGCACCAAUCUGCAACCUCCCCCUCGAGAUCAUCCAACACAUCGCCACUUACCUCUCCUCUGCAGCAGCAGCAUCCUUCAGCCUCUCUUCUCGAUACAUCUACUACGCCCUCGGCACCGACCGUUUAUCGCUAUAUCUGACGUCCCCUCGCUCCAAGCUCGACCGCCGCCGCAACAUCGAGAUCCUAGAGCGCGCCUUUCCCUCGCACUGGUACUGCGCUUGGUGCGACAAAUUCCACGCCCACGAAAGGGACGGAGGGCCGAAGCGGUUCGAGCGAGAGGAGAAGAGAAACUGUGCGGAAUUCAACAGCUAUCUGCACAGUGGGCGGGAUUACAUGCUCUGCUAUCACCACAUUCGGCUGGCGAUGAACAGGGAGCUGUGGGGAGGAGAGUACGGGAUCCCCCCGAGCGCGUUCAAUCUCCAGCAAGAAAACGACAAACUGAAGAUCGGGAAGAGCACGGGGAGCGCGAGACUAGAAUGCGAGGCUCGUGUCGUAUCGGGCCAUUUUCUCCUCCACGCCACAUACCACCUCACCCUAUCCUUCUCCCCCACGCGCCGCCUUCAACCACACACGUUCCUGUCUACUCUCUAUCCCGCCCUCCCGCACGUCGUAGUCGGGCACCGCAACUCGCACUCCGGCCACACGGGCCUGCGCAGCGCGCUCGAAAGCGCGCUGGCGCGGAACUGGAAGUAUGACGCGCAGCUCUGCUACGUCUGCGCAACCGACUACGCCGUCUCCUGCACCACCACCACCGACCACAGACCGCACCUCAGCCUCUGCAUCGAAGUCUGGCGCGACCUAGGCUCCGGGCGGAACCCGUUCGAUGCGUCGUGGCGCGCACACGGCGAGCUGGGCCGCGGUGUGGAAGGC